Prunus armeniaca (apricot) is the source of this 372-nucleotide messenger RNA. The record is from the annotation of a GenBank genome assembly. Lineage: Eukaryota; Viridiplantae; Streptophyta; Magnoliopsida; Rosales; Rosaceae.
AUGAACAAGUACGGGGUGAAAGAGUCUUGGACUAUGAUUAUGAUAACCGACUCAUAUUCCUCUAUUUCUUUGAAGCCAUUAUGUUACUGGAAGGAUACCAAGAUAUUACUGGCAAGGAGUUGGAAACAAUUACUUCUUUGCAAUCCAAAUGAUGGAACUUGCAAAAAUUUCUUGGGAAAUGGCCUUCCGGACAAAUUCUGUGCUGAUGUGUACGUGGAAUGCCUCAUCUCUCCGAACUUAUGGUUCCGAAGGAACUCGCGGUUGCGUUUAGCCCCGAUGACAGUACUCUACACAUUUCUACUUCUAGUGCACAUGAACUACUUGCUUCUUGCAACUGAGUUGAGCAAGUUUCUGACCAAAAAAAGCAACUGA